Messenger RNA from Dibothriocephalus latus, 489 nucleotides. NCBI's taxonomy places the organism in Eukaryota, Metazoa, Platyhelminthes, Cestoda, Diphyllobothriidea, Diphyllobothriidae. The record is from the annotation of a GenBank genome assembly.
GAAGAAAAGACAACACAUGCUGCUGGUACAUCCGAGACAACGGCGAACCCCACAACAGAAGAAAAGACAACAAAUGCUGCUGGUACAUCCGAUACAACGGAGAACCCCAACCCUACAACAGAGGAAAAGACAACGCAUGCUGCCGGUUCAUCCGAGACAACGGAGAACCCCAACCCCACAACAGAAGAAAAGACAACGCAUGCUGCUGGGACAUCCGAGACAACGGAGAAUCCCAACCCCACAACAGAGGAAAAGACCACGCUUGCUGCUGGGACAUCGGAGACAACUGGGAACCCCAACCCCACAACAGAGGAAAAGAAAACGGAUGCUGCCGGUACAUCUGAGAAGCCUACAACUGGUGCCGCCAUUUCGACUGAGCAGACCACUGCUCCUGGCGAUGUUACGACUUCCGGUGUCAAUAUUUUGCUCUUCAGCUCUAACCUGUAUCUAAUUUUCUGUGUUCUCCAUGGACUUUCUUAUCUGAUAUGA